Messenger RNA from Coccomyxa subellipsoidea C-169, 1284 nucleotides. RefSeq names its product PRENYLCYSTEINE methylesterase. NCBI's taxonomy places the organism in Eukaryota, Viridiplantae, Chlorophyta, Trebouxiophyceae, Coccomyxaceae. Bases 97 to 1284 code for a protein of 395 amino acids. The transcript is spliced from 10 exons. The record is from RefSeq and is a predicted model, not a curated record.
UCGCCAGACCAACCCAGGAGGAAGUCUUUUGUCGCCCGCAGUGUAUCCAGGUCGCUGUCAUGGGGCGGUGCCUCUCCUUCGGUGGAAAAACUGGAAAUGCGAGCGCAGCGGAUAUUCGGCGCAAAACUGGGCGAGUUGCAGGAUCCUCUGAUGGAGGUGGACAUCAUGACGCGCACGCCGCUGCAAAACGCGGUCGUGGCAUUGGAAGAGACAUUUCUGGUGGCUCGCCUGACCAUUGCGCUGUACUCCUACCUGGGUCUGGGAACUCAGUGGACUGGGAAACUGCUGCGACUGAUUCUGUACGCCAUGCUCCUGCUGCCAGGCUUCAUUCAGAUGGCGGUGUAUUAUUUCUUCUCGCCGCGGGUCACGCGGUCCGUAGUGUAUGGUGCGGCGGCCCGUAAUCGGCUCGACAUCCACAGACCGCCCGCGAGUCAGACGGUGCCGGAGGGCGGUUUCCCCGUAGUCAUCUACAUAACUGGGGGUGCGUGGACUAUUGGGUACAAGGCGUGGGGGUCGCUGCUGGGGCGGCGGCUGAGCAAGCACGGCGUUAUCGUGUACUGCCUCGACUACAGGAAUUUCCCGCAGGGUACUGUGCUGGACAUGCUACGGGACUGCAACACGGGGAUCAGGUGGGUGCUGCACCAUGCGCAGCAGCACGGGGGCGAUCCCUCUCGCAUGCACCUCGUCGGCCAAUCCUGCGGCGCGCAGCUCGCCACGCUGGCGCUCAUCACGCAGACGGAGCAGGACCACCAGAAGGCGCAGCUGCCGGGCGGCUUCCCGGCCUGGUCCCCCCGCAAGGUCCAGUCACUCAUCGGCGUCUCGGGGGUUUACAAUUGCUUCGACCUGGCGGAUCACUUCAACCAACGGGGCCUCUACCGCCGCCUGUUUGACCGGAUCAUGUCUGUCAACGGCCGCGCCGCUCUGAAGCUCUUCUCUCCUACCUACUGCGUAAAGGUGGGCAUUGGCGUGGAGUGGGGGGCGAGCCUCCCCCGGGUGCUGCUCCUGCAUGGAACGCGCGACACGUGCGCCCUCUAUUCCAACGCAACCCAAUUCCGAGACGCUCUGCUCGAAGUGGAGCUGCGAUCGUACGAGGGGGAGACGCACACGAGCCCGCUGAUAGAGAACCCGAUGCGGGGGGGCCACGACCAGCUGGUGGGCGACAUCCUUUCGGUGGUGGGGGGACCUGCCAAAACGGGGGGGCCCGGCGAGAAGGGGUCCCCCACGCAGGCCCCCCUCUGCCCCGCGAUACUCAUUAAUGCAGCCGCUCGCGUGUGUCCCUUUUGA